This is a messenger RNA of Polychytrium aggregatum, 1347 nucleotides long. RefSeq lists its product as uncharacterized. Lineage: Eukaryota; Fungi; Chytridiomycota; Chytridiomycetes; Polychytriales. The record is from RefSeq and is a predicted model, not a curated record. The transcript is spliced from 5 exons. The coding region runs from base 1 to 1230 and encodes 409 amino acids.
AUGAAGGCAUGUGCAUACGAGGCCGAGCUGCCAGACUCGAUUCAGGAUGACAUCAACCAUCUGAUAGGACUCGAGCGGGUCAUCAAGAUUCCUGAGGAAGUCGCCAAGCUGCUCAAGAGAACUAACCUUACUUUCCACCCCUGCAUGGUCCAUUUGGGUGCCAAAAGAUCCUGCACCUCGGCAGAGGUGUCGCCUUUGAUCAAGGUGCAGUCCGUCUGCCAGCGGAGCAGUGACAUCUCGAAUCCUCCUCCGCUCGCCUUUCGCCUUCCCGCUCAACGGCGCUUCAAGGAGCAUCUUCGGCUUGAGGCAGCCGACUCAGUCCACAGUUACUUGCAAAACACCGCGCGCCGCACCGAUGAACUUCUGAACGACCCUCUCGCAGCCCAUCCCCGGGCACGCCAAUAUCUCGCCGAGACAGCGCCGGCCACAAAGAACCUUGGUGAGCCUGUGUACGAGUCGAUGCAGGGACUCACCCGGGCAUGCCAAUCCCUGCUCGUGGCCGAGAAGCUCAAGGUGGUGCCCUGGUGCCAUCUCAAGAACUCGUUUUCGGCGGGCCAGAGCCGGACACCCCGGGAGCUCUCGGAGCUGGUGCUGGCCCGUGAAUCAGAGCAUGUGCAUCUGAGCCGCACACAGCUCCAGCAGGCUCUGACAGAGGGCCUCGUGAGGGGCGAUCGCACCCGCUUCUUGAAGAAUCCCCGGAAGCAGCUCUUUGGCAUGCUGAAAGCCCAGCAGCAGCAGCUUCUGCAAGAGCACAUCCAGGGCUUGACAAGAGCUUCACGGCUUCCAACAGAGGGCCUGGACCAGGAGCAGACCAGAGCACACCCCGAGCCGAGCGACCGAGCCGCUUCCGUUCCGGCGUCAGCAAGGCCGAGUAGUGCCACUCGGAAGAGUGUGCCAUCUGGACAAAGUGCCUCAUGCCGACCAAGUCAAGGAACGAGGGAGAGCACCUUCUCCCGGCCCAGUUUGGCCCGAAGGGGUACUGGUUCGGGAAGCAGCACCGCCAGCAAAUCGGCAGUAUCCGAGCAAAGCAUCGACUCGGCUGCUCAGACUUCCCCGACUCUCAUGCUCCUGCCCCCGCCUGAUGCCGAGCCCAUCAUCACCACCGAGCCUCUCGCCGAAGAAGACCCUCCAAAGGAAAGCGUGGCUUCUCUCAGCAUCAUUCCACUUCCAUCUCGACUCUCCCUCCAAAAUCCCGAUCUUGUCGUCAAAUCCGAAAGCCAACCAUCCUGAUCCCAACGCACACAGACAGCCCCGAGACAGUCCUCACCACCCCGAUAACACCUCGCAUUGAAAGUGUAUUUGACGGAGCAUCGACGGCCGAGGCAACUCCAAUAUCGGCUCGUCCGU